CCCCAAAAAAUUAAUGAUACGAUCAAUCGUUCAUUUCACUAAGGCGACAUAGGGAAUUUGACCUUCUACAACUACACCCACAUAUGAAAAAUCUAAAUCUCUGCUUCUAAAUGCACCGAUAGUCUUGGAGUUGUGUUGAUGCGGGCUUACGUCCCAAGUCGCCUCAUCUGAUCCGUUUGUAGCAGCCACACCGACCCCCGAAACGCGAGAAUCAUGGCCGACAGCAUCGACUCCAUCGUCAAGGGUGCCCCUCAGCCCGGCCAGGAGAUCAAAUCUCCUCCCAUGGGAACGAGCCCUAUCGGUGUAGUGAAGCCCGGUGAUCCUUUGAAGCAUACGCCGAGUUCUCCUUCUAUGAUCUAUCUCAAUAUGCUGAUCCUCGAAGCCUCUCUACGCUCCCAGUACCUUGAACUCCGAGCCCGACGGCGCAAACACACAUUCUUCCUUAGUCUUCUAUGCCUCUGGCUGUCAGGUUUUGGAUACGCCCUGUUCUUUGCGCCUCGGGAGGAUGGUAGUGGCGUCGGCGGAUCGGUAUACUGGGUGGUCGACAUGACGGAGAAAGUGUGCUUCAUAAGUGGCAUCGUUACCGGCAUAUUAGUCUGGGGAACCGGUAUAUGGGAGCGGGGCAUCAGGUGGCCGCGGCGUUGGUUUAGUAUAUGCAACAGAGGUUUACGCGGAUUCAACUGCAAGUUGGUCGUCAUUAAAAGGUCAUGGUGGGUUGAGCUUGUCUCGCUAAUCGGCUUUUUCUUCACCUAUGGCGCAUUCUCUAGCAGGGCCGGCCAAUAUCGUUUCGUGGAGCCUGCGAUACUACGCGAAGUCGAUCGAGAGUUGAACCUCACCCGUAACGAACACCCACAACUUCCGUUUGUUAGCACAGACGAGGAGAAGGGUGGGCACGAAGAAGAUCUAUCGCCUGGAGGUGACUACGUCAAGCUCCUUUUGUGGCCUAAGCCUUUCUCGCCUAACUUUCGGGAAAACUGGGAGCUCUACAGAAGCGAGUACUGGGAAAGAGAAAACGAGCGCAGAGCCCUAUUAAGAUCAAAGUUGAAAGCACGCGAUAGACAACUUGCAAAGCAGCAAAAUGGGUGGCUUUGGUGGUUACCGGGGCAGCCAAAAGUGGAGGAUAAGCCACACCUACACGUUUCAGGGACUGGAGAUAUGGAGAAAUUACAUCCUCACCGGCCUGCAGCGAUCGGAAAAGAUGGCAAACGUGCUAGGAGUGGUAGUGUUCGGCGGGCUAGUAACUCAGCCGGAUCAUCACGAAGCCCGACACCUCCAGUGGAGUCUGAGGAAGGAGGGCGAAGUAGGAGAGGCAGCAUGACCUCGCUUACUUCGGAAAAGAGACGGAAGAAACAUCUUUCAACUAGCUCUAGAUCGAAAAGAUCAGGUGCCGAUUCGCGAUCUGUUACACCGGAAUUCACUUCGCCGCUUGCUAAGGAGAGCAGUGUUGGCGAUAACGAAGUUCCGUAGCAGUUCCUAAGAGGUUAACGGAGCAUACAUACUUGCUAGUCAUAUUUUGGCCCCUUAAUUCAUAGAAAAUUUCCAGAUUCAAAAUGCUAACUUCGGAUUAUGAAGAGUGAGUGGCGGUAAUCUCUGAUAUGUAUUUCCUUCCUACCAGUGUAUCUUCUCUCUUAUUCAGAAUAUGCGAGGUAUAGGCAUUGAAAUAGGCCUUGAAAAGCACACUAUGAUACCUAAUGGACCUUGCGGUAUUCUCUGUACAUAACUUGACUACUAUCCAUGGAUACGUCAUACAUUUAUUCAUAA
Messenger RNA from Annulohypoxylon maeteangense, 1761 nucleotides. Its product is annotated as Spo7-domain-containing protein. Lineage: Eukaryota; Fungi; Ascomycota; Sordariomycetes; Xylariales; Hypoxylaceae. Gene Ontology annotation, molecular function: phosphoprotein phosphatase activity; protein phosphatase regulator activity. Gene Ontology annotation, biological process: nuclear envelope organization. Bases 214 to 1467 code for a protein of 417 amino acids. Gene Ontology annotation, cellular component: Nem1-Spo7 phosphatase complex. The transcript has a single exon. The record is from RefSeq and is a predicted model, not a curated record.